ACGUGUGCCAGGCGGAGGGGGACUGAGCGCCGCAGCCUGUGGAAUCAUUCGCUUGAUUCAUUGGCAAAGCAGUGGCUAUGCUGCCCACCGGGCGCUCGUUCCCACAGCGGUAAGUGCCUGAGAACGUCCUCUAAAAGAGAAAUAAAAGAGAAAUACAUCAGCGCUGCUUUUAGAUGAGUGCUUCUCGCUGCGACUUCCCAGUCUGUUAUUCCUGAGAAUGGAUUUUCGAUUUAAUUUUUUUCCUGAUGAAGAUGAAAGUAAGGAGCCCAGCGCUCACAGUGAGACAGAGCCAUGUUCUCCAACACACGAACACCCAGAGACGAGGCUGCCAGAGAAAAAAGUCUGCAUCAAAGCUGCCAAGGAGCACUACAUCCCCGCAGAUGUCAGUAAGGUACUGGAAAAUAAAAUCCUGGAAACAGUAUCAGGGCUGUACUAUGUAAAUAUGUCUGUUGUGGAACUGACGUGCCAAGAUGGCAUCCACGAAGAAGAUAUUGUGUCAAAAAGUGUUUCUUCUCACUCUGAUCUCAUCCCAGGAGUCUAUGAGGGAGGACUGAAAAUCUGGGAGUGCACCUACGAUCUGAUGGAUUUCCUUUCUGAAGCCAAAAUCCAGUUUGCCAACAAGACAGUGCUGGAUCUUGGCUGCGGGGCUGGACUGCUGGGAAUAGUCGCCUUAAGGGGAAAUGCUGAGAAAGUCCACUUUCAGGACUACAACAGCACGGUGAUUGAGGAAAUAACCAUGCCUAACGUGGUGGCUAACUGUAUAAACGAUGGCAAUAAGGCUGAUGACAGAAAGAAUAUUAAGCCUCCUUCAAAGAAACGCAAGAAAUCAGAGUGCCUGCCUGACAAGCUCACCAAGUGCAGGUUUUUCUCUGGAGGGUGGUCUGAAAUCAGCCAGUUCCUGUUAAGCAGCAGCAAGCCCUGUUCAAAAUACGAUCUAAUUCUCACGUCUGAGACCAUCUAUAACCCCAACUAUUACGGUGCUUUGCAUGAUACACUGGCUCAACUGUUGGCUAAAAAUGGCCGUGUGUAUUUGGCAAGCAAAGUGCAUUAUUUUGGGGUUGGUGGGGGUACCUACCUCUUUGAAAAAUUCCUUGAGGAGAGGAAGGUGUUUAGGAGCAGCAUAGUGAAAGAAGUUGAGGAAGGGCUAAAGCGCUUUAUUUUGGAAAUAGCCUUUAAAGAUUCCACUUAACAUGAAUUCCAGCAGUGCUCCACAAUUAUUUUGAUAAAGACGAAAUAUUUUUAUCCUCAUGUAUUUUUUUUUAAUUUUACUGGGUUAUUCAAAAUGGAUGAGUUAAUGUUGUUCUUUUCUAGCUACUGAACUGUUUGACAAAUUCUGAUUUUGGUAGAAAAGUAUAGUUCUGCAUAAAAUAUCAUCUCUUCAGCCCAUUUUGUUACUUGUAUGUGUUUAAAAAUAAAGCAAGUCACUGUUCCCAG
Molecule: messenger RNA, 1434 nt
Organism: Meleagris gallopavo (turkey)
Lineage: Eukaryota; Metazoa; Chordata; Aves; Galliformes; Phasianidae
Gene: METTL18
Product: methyltransferase 18, RPL3 N3(tau)-histidine
Biological process (GO): peptidyl-histidine methylation, to form tele-methylhistidine
Cellular component (GO): nucleus
Molecular function (GO): protein-L-histidine N-tele-methyltransferase activity
Source: RefSeq, a predicted model, not a curated record